Molecule: messenger RNA, 1211 nt
Organism: Copidosoma floridanum
Lineage: Eukaryota; Metazoa; Arthropoda; Insecta; Hymenoptera; Encyrtidae
Gene: sqh
Product: myosin regulatory light chain sqh
Molecular function (GO): calcium ion binding
Source: RefSeq, a predicted model, not a curated record
UUGUGUUCUGCUCCUCGUCGCGACAUCAUCAUCUAGGUGUACACGUAUACUGUCAACUCGAGCAGCUCUUCUUUCCAGCUCUUUUGACUUUUGCUGCCUGCGUAGUCUUGUUUACCAUCGCCAUCACUACAGAACAGUAGAAACAAAAAGAAAACGAUCCAAAAUGUCGUCCAGAAAAACAGCAGGUCGUCGUGCUACUACCAAGAAGCGUGCUCAGCGCGCCACUUCCAAUGUUUUUGCAAUGUUCGACCAGGCACAAAUUGCCGAAUUCAAAGAAGCAUUCAACAUGAUUGAUCACAACCACGAUGGUUUCAUAGACAAAGAAGAUCUUCACGAUAUGCUUGCUUCUUUGGGUAAAAAUCCCACUGAGGAUUAUUUGGAAGCCAUGAUGAAUGAAGCUCCAGGACCUAUCAACUUUACCAUGUUUCUGACACUUUUUGGAGAGAGAUUGCAAGGCACUGAUCCAGAGGAUGUGAUAAAAAAUGCAUUUGGUUGCUUUGAUGAGGAAAACAAUGGUGUUAUUGGUGAAGAGCGUCUGAGAGAACUUCUUACGACUAUGGGUGACAGGUUCACCGAUGACGAUGUUGAUGAAAUGUACAGAGAAGCACCUAUUAAGAACACAAUGUUUGACUAUCUUGAAUUCACAAGAAUCUUAAAGCAUGGAGCCAAGGAUAAAGAUGAGCAAUGAAAUCACAAAACGCACAUUGUAUAGGGUCUGCUCUAAGUUUGUAAAGUCACUUGCAGUAAAAGAGUUGUAAAACCCUUUUUAUCCAUCCAAGAUAGAAAAGGUUGGUCAAGUUGCAUUACCCAUUAACUAACAGUCAACAAAUGUAAGCUUUUUUUAUUUAAAGGCUACAUAUCAUUUCUAAACCCAUGCAGAAAAACCUUUUCCACUUGAGUAGUUUUUUCUGUAGUUCAUUUUAUUGCAUUUUUACUUAAAUACUACUUUACUCUCCUUUUUAUUUUUAAAAAAAGAAAAAAAACGUAUUCUUAAAGUGCCUAUUAAUUGUAAAACAAAACGAGUAUGAAAAUUAUUGCGUUGAUUGGUUUCAAUUCCACUCUUGACAAGCAUUUUGAAACUGCAUUGGCGUUUGUAAUAUUAAAUAUUGUUGGCUACAGAACAGUAUGUAAAAUACGGAUAUUUCUACAUUUACAAUUUGUUUGUCGAAAAAAGGCGGCAUUUGUAUUUUAAUACAUAUAAUAUAUUAUAA